This is a messenger RNA of Rhodamnia argentea, 1649 nucleotides long. RefSeq names its product glutathionyl-hydroquinone reductase YqjG. The record is from RefSeq and is a predicted model, not a curated record. Bases 196 to 1497 code for a protein of 433 amino acids. Gene Ontology annotation, molecular function: glutathione transferase activity. The transcript has 3 exons. Gene Ontology annotation, cellular component: cytoplasm. Lineage: Eukaryota; Viridiplantae; Streptophyta; Magnoliopsida; Myrtales; Myrtaceae.
CGAGCUUCUUGGAUUUCGAUUUGUUAGUCGAGCUUUGUUAGCUCGGGCAAAUAUGAUCGAUCGGUUACGUCACGCCAACGGGGCCACCGGAAAAAGGGAUACCAUUUCCGUUUUAGUACCGGGCUUUGGCUCUCUGUUACAUUUGCCCUUACAAGUGAAACUGAGGUAGCAGAACCAGAAGAUAGCGCGCCGGCCAUGUCCUCCUCCUCCUGCUCCUCCUGGUGUUCAUCAUCAUCGUCAGCUUCUUCACCGAUCUCCGCCUCCCCAGCGCCCUUCCCAUCCACCUCCAAAUUCAAGCCCAUCCUCACAAUCGCACCCCAUGCCACCACAACCACCAUCCCCAAAAUGUCCCUCAAACCUCGCGACUUUCACAAUCCUGCCCCCCAACCUCCCUCCUCCUCAUCCUCCUCCAUCCUCACCGCCUUGUCCGCCCUCCUGUUCGGCCCCUCUCUCCCCCCGGGCCUCCUCGUCUCCUCCGUCCGCUCCGCUUGGACCGCCGCCUGGCGCGUCAUGAUGUCGCAGCUCGCCCCCUCCGACCCCUCCGGCCGCUACGCCCGCCCCGCCUCCCGCUUCCGUCUCGCCGGCCCCGUCGCCCCGAGGCCCGGCGGCCUCCACCUCUACGUGGGCCUUCCCUGCCCGUGGGCCCACCGGGCGCUCGUCGUCCGGGCUCUCAAGGGCCUCGAGGAGGCCGUGCCAGUGUCCGUAGCGUCCCCGGGCGCGGACGGCUCGUGGGAGUUCCGGGACCCGCCCGGCCCCGGCCCCGAAAGGGGCGACCUGGUCCCGGGGCGGGACAAGGCCAACAAGCGCCGGAACCUGAGGGAGGUGUACGGGCUGAGGAGGGGAGGGUACAGCGGGCGUUGCACGGUGCCGAUGCUGUGGGAUGUGGAUCGGAGCGACGUGGCUUGCAAUGAGAGUUACGACAUCAUCAAGGUGUUCAAUUCAGGCCUGAACGGGCUGGCCCGAAACCCGGAGGUGGACCUCUCGCCGCCCGAAUUGGAGGAAGAGAUUGAGGAGUGGAACCGGGUGAUCUAUCCCGGCGUCAACAACGGAGUGUACAGGUGCGGAUUUGCUCAGAGCCAAGAGGCCUACGACGCGGCAGUGGACGAGUUAUUCGGCACCCUGGACAGAUUGGAGGAUCGGUUGAGCCGGUCGCGGUACCUGUGCGGCAGUGGGCUGACCCUGGCGGACGUGUGCCUGUUCACGACCUUGGUUCGGUUCGAUCUCGUGUACAAUGUCCUCUUCAAGUGCACAAAGAAGAAGCUGGUGGAGUAUCCCAACCUUCAUGGGUACAUGCGCGACAUUUAUCAGGUGCCGAAGGUGGCGGCGACUUGCGAUUUCGACGCGAUCAUGGAUGGUUACUACAGAUUUCUUUUUCCUCUAAACCCGGGCAAUAUCAAGCCAGCCAUGCCUGCGGCUUUCGCGCACAAUGCUUUAUUCGAGCCCCACGACAGGGAAAGAUUGUCAUCACAAAGUAGAGGGACUUUGGUUAACACGUAACACAGACUCCUCCACAGUUAAAACUGCAGAUAGAUAUGACUACAGAACACAUUCUGUAUUAGAAACAAAUGCUCGAGUAUAUUUAUGUUUCACACCCCUGAGGUCGUUUGAAUUGCUUAUACUCUCACAGGAUUAAUUGGGAAAAAGUAGCU